This is a messenger RNA of Spodoptera littoralis (African cotton leafworm), 2253 nucleotides long. Lineage: Eukaryota; Metazoa; Arthropoda; Insecta; Lepidoptera; Noctuidae. The record is from the annotation of a GenBank genome assembly.
AUGUCUGCAAUCAAAGUAAAUUUCGAAAUCGGACAUGAAGCAUCUUUACGAUCGAAGAAAACUCCAGAAGGCUUUACUCAUGAUUGGGAAGUGUUUGUGCGCGGCCUGGAAGGAGCAGAUAUAAGUCACUUUGUAGAUAAAGUGGUUUUUCAAUUGCAUGAAACUUUCAAAAAGCCUCGAAGAGUUGUGAAAGAACCACCUUUCUCAGUCAAAGAAUCUGGCUAUGCAGGAUUUGUAUUUCCCAUAGAAAUUUACCUAAAAAACAAAGAUGAACCCAAGAAAAUAAAGUUUUCUUAUGAUUUUACUCUACAACAAAGUGGAUCUCUCAAAGAUCGCUACAUUUUCCAAAACCCCAAUGAAGAAUUUAGAAAAAAGCUUUUAAAAGGUGGUGGCAUACCCAUAAGUAACAAUGCAUUUUACACCAAUCCUGACCAAGAAAGUAGAAGUAGAGAUUCCUUUACAGAAGAGAAGCAGCAACUUGUUAGUAAGCCAAAAUUAACAUCUGAUAGUAACAAAAAACACAAGUCUAAGGAACACAAAGAAGAAAUGCCCCAUAAAACUAGUAAUAACAGCUUUGAAAACUUAUUUGGGCCUCCUAUUCAAAAACCACCUAAAGUAUCACCAGAUCCCAAAAAGAUAGAAAAGAAUGCACCACCAAUGAAAUCUGAUAAAAAAGAAAAAGAAAGAUCAAGUUCUGAUAAAAAGCAAAAACAUGAACACAAAGAACUGAAGUCAGAUAAAGUCAAGCUUAAAGAAGAAAAAGAUAAAGGGAGGCCAGAAAAAGUCAAGAAUCAUAAUAAAGAAGGGGACAAGUUAAAAGAUAAAGCUAACAAGAGGCCUCUAGAAAGAACUGCAUCCCCAGAUGUAGCUAAAAAACGGUGUUUAAGUCCCAUAAGAAGAGUGCCUAGCCCUCCUAGGUCCAAUAGUGCUUCUAGUAUUAAAGAUGACUACAAACCUGCAAAACAUAACACAGAAAUGUUGGACCAAAAGAAACCUAAAUUAGAAGACAAAAGUCUUGAUGUUAAAGUAGAAAAAGAAUCAAAAGAAAAGAAGAAAAAAGAAAAGAAAAGUCAUGAUCGGGACAAAGAAAGAAAGGAAAAAAAGGAACAUAAAAAAGAAAGCCAUAAACUGAAAGAGUCGCCAAAAGAGCCUCCUAAAGAAAUUCCUAAAGAGGUGCCCAAGUUAAGAGAAGUUCCUAAGGAAAAGGAAAUAAUAAAAGAUUCUCCAACAAUUAAAGAGAAACCUAUGAAACCUGAUAAACCAUUAAAUAAGUUUUCUUUGGAAAAUCUCAUAAAAACACCUGAUGGUGAUCGUCCAGAAAAUCAUAAAUCAAAAGAUAAGUCAGACCCAGAAAGGAAACACAAACAUAAGAAGAAAGACAAAAGGCGUGAUGAGUCUAGAGAAAAACAUAAAGAAUCAAAUAAAGAAAAGAAACAUAAGCAUGACAAAAAUAGAGAAAUACCUCCAGAAAAAAUUGAAGUAAUUGAGCGUAGAGAAACACCCAUACCUAAAGAGCGACCUCUUCCUGAACCAGCAUCUCCUAUAUCUAUAGACACGGCAUCUCAAUGUAGUUCCAAAAGUGGUUUGGCCAAAUCAUCUCAUAUUGGUAAUGAAGAUGUUAACAGUAGCCAUUCAGAUUCUGAAAGCUCUGUUAUAGCGGAUGAAGAAGACUCUAAAGUGAAACUUGAAAUUAUGUCACCAGAACCUAUCAAACAUGAACCAUCCCCUGAACCAGAACCAGAACUGGAUCCGGAACCUGAACUAGAACCAGAACCAGAACCACUGGUAGAACCUCCACCACCACAUAAGGAGAAAAAACAGAAACAUAAAGAUAAAUCUGCUAAAAGAGAGGAAAAACGACGUAAACGAAAAGCAGCUGAAGAAGAAAGGGAAAGCUUGGAAAGUAUAGAACACAGGAAACUUGUUAAAACAGAAACAGCACCACCAUUCAAUGACACAGAGCGUGGCGAGAGCAGUGGAUCAACAUCUGCAGAGACAAAAGUCCAAGAUAAUGGAGUAUCUAGUAGUCUAGGCGAAGAUGCUGAGCCUGGAGAGCUGUCGCCAGAUUACAUGGUGCAAUUGAGAGAUUUACAACAGCGCAUCAUGAAAAUAAAAAAUAACGAUGAUUUAGAACGAGUGGUUAAUUUAAUUGCAGAGACUGGACGAUAUGAAGUAACCACACAGACAUUUGAUUUUGAUCUUUGUUUAUUAGACCGCUCUACAGUACAACAGCUUAUUCAAAUAGUGGGUUAG